Molecule: messenger RNA, 1307 nt
Organism: Achroia grisella
Lineage: Eukaryota; Metazoa; Arthropoda; Insecta; Lepidoptera; Pyralidae
Gene: CSP9
Exons: 5
Coding region: 149-1042 (297 amino acids)
Source: RefSeq, a predicted model, not a curated record
UACGCAUGCGCGGGUCAUAGCAGUUCGAUACCGCGCGGCCGGCUCACGCGCUGAUCACGAAUGUAAAUAAAUAAAGCACGCGGUUCUACCGCAUUCGAAUUUUAAACUUGAAAAAUCAAAUGCGGUUGAAUUCUUAAUUUUUUCCAAAAUGCGUGUUGUGUUCCUCCUUUGUGUGUGUGUUUACGUAGUGAUGGGACAAAACAUAAACGAUAUGGCGAAUAUGCCUAAAUAUGAUCAAAGAUAUGACUACCUGGAUGUAGAUGCGUUGUUCAAUAAUAAAAGACUAGUUAGAAACUACGUGGAUUGUCUAAUUAGUGCAUCAAGGUGUACGCCGGAAGGAAAGGCGCUUAAACGAAUACUUCCAGAAGCAUUAAGAACGAAAUGUGUCCGAUGUACAGAGCGACAAAAGAGGACUGCUGUUAAAGUAAUAAAGAGGUUGAAGUAUGAGUACCCGGAGGAAUGGGCCAAACUGUCCUCCCGAUGGGAUCCCACCGGUGACUUCACGAGAUACUUCGAAGAGUUCCUCUGCAAGGAGCACUUCAAUAUUAUACCUAAUUCUGGGAAUGAAAUACCAGCAUCAUCGUCAAUACCGACGUUACCUCCGAGGGUUCCGGCGCCAGAAUCGCCACCGCUGUCUGUACUGCCAGCUAUAGGCAGCAUUCCACCACAAGAAACGACCACUUUCGCUCCACCGCGUCCACUUAUUUUGAAUAGAUUUGGAGACGACGGUGAACUAAUGGUGGGCAGUCCGUCCUCAGCGGCAGGUACCACACGACCGACUACACCCCCGCCCUACAUGAGACCCAUAUCACCGAAUACAAUGCGGCCUGUGAAUCAGCCUAGACCAACAAUAGUGUCGUGGACAGCAGCUGCAUCCGAUGCCAUACCCACGCGGUUUCCACUACGCCCAUCCAAGGACAUGGGCCCGCAGUAUACCACGGCCAUCACGCUCAUCGACCAAAUUGGUUACAAGAUUAUCAGGACAACAGAACUUGUGAAGGAUAUCCUCAAGAAUACCGUACGGGCUGUGGUCGGUCGGUAGAAAGAUUGAGACAACGGCGUUAAUGUUAUUUCUGUUAUAAAUACCUAGCUGUCUUCGCUAAGAUCGUAUUAUCGCAUACCAUUUUGUUAGGAAUUACAUAACAAAAGUUAUUCCUACCAAAUGUAAUUUAUUUGGUAAAAUUUUAUUUCGGCAACGAUUAUUUUUAUUAUAAAAUUUGGUGGUUCACAUUCACAGUUUACGAAGUUUCAGUCAUCAUCCUGUUAAAUUGUGAAAAAAGAAACAAAUAGAAGAAAGAUUCUGUAGU